AUGUUUGAAUCUACGUCCACUAACGAAAAUGUUACUGUAACUCAAGAAGGUGAAGUACCUGAUAAACUGUCUUCAAAUAAUAAAGACACUUCUGUUACUAGUAACGUUUCGGUCGACCUCAAAAAUAUUUUUCCUACUUCUGGUCGUUUCAUUCAAAUUAUUGACGUUCCUAAAGCUCUAAAUAUUCAAAACACCCAAAGUAAUCAAUUUAUUCAAAAUAAUCAAUUUAUUCAAAAUAAUCAAUUUAUUCAAAAUAAUGAAAUUAUUCAAAAUAACCAAAUUCAAAAUAUUCAAAAUAUUCAAAAUGUUCAAAAUAAUACAAUUAAUGAUUUAUCUUCAAAAGUAAUACAUUUAUUGGAUGCAACAACUGAGGAUCCCUUUACUCUAGAAUCUUUUGAAGCGCUUAUACAUCAACAUACCGAUAAAGCCAAAGAUUUCAUUUUGGCUAGAGUAACUACUGCUGAUCCUUCGGAUGAUUCAAAGAUUUAUAAUUCUUAUUAUUCGGCUCAUCAUAUUAAUAAAGUACUGUUUAGGACCCAACCUGAACAAGGUUUAUUACAUAGAAUGAAAGCAAAAAAUCCUUUAAAUAAUAUGAAUAUUAUUGGUGAUGUAUAUUAUUAUGUCGUUAAGGCUGAAACUGUUAAAUCGAUUCAAUCUCCAACCUCUCCUUUAACUGUGCAAAAUAAAAAUUUUAUACUCGAAAAUGGUGUUCCUAUGGCUGAAAUAUCUGCUACCUCUGCUCUUGAUACAAAUGAAGGAGAUUAUUUGAUUAAUAUUGAUCCUGAUAAAAUGAUAAAUAGAGAGUGUGGUUUACGUUCUUCUCCUCCUUCCAUAUGGCAAGGUGAUCGAGAUGUUGAUGAAUCUAAUCCAAAGAAUUCUGUUAUCAUCAAAAAUAAUGAACGUCGGUGGUCUGAGAAUGAUUUAAUACGACUUCCUCCAAAAGUUUUUCAUCCUGUUCAUCUUCAAUCAAAAAGACAUUCUUCUAUUACUAGUCUACCUUCUUCUGAUCGAAUUACUGAUCUAUAUCUACAAUCUCAACCUUCUAUCACUACUCCUGAUAAUAUUCAAUUACAUGAAAUUAAUUCUACUUCUUCAGUGUCAACUUAUCAAAAUGACAUUACUACCGUUUCAAAUCCAUUAUCUUCUACUUUGGAAAUUUCAAAAUUACCAAAUUCGUUCUAUAAAUUUGAACACACAAAAUAUAAUGUACCUCAUAAUUUUUAUAAUCAAAAUCCUGUUUCAAUAUCUCCUUUAACAAAUCUUCAUUCCUCUAAUUCAAUUAAUUCAAAUGAAAAAGAAAAUACUCGUAAUGUUUAUUAUUAUCAAGCUAUUUUUUAUGCUACCGAUGAUGAUUUCUUGAUGAAAUCUUCUGUUCGGCAAUAUUUCAAAUAUCACGCUUUAGAUCAGUCUGAUACUCAACUAUUUGUUAUCAACGCUUCUCAAAGUACUCAUGCAACCGGAUCUCUAAACGCCACACCUCCUAGUACCCAUUUGGAACGUAUAAUUGCUAACAACGGAAUAUAUGUUGAUGACAGUACUACAAAUAGUAGAAAUGGCUCAAUUGGUGGUUCGAGAUGGGCAAGGCAGUUACGAAAUAUUCGUUCAAAUAAGGGUCUUAAGUGGUUGGUGUUAAUGUAUAUGGUUUUUGGUUUUUUACUAAUAAGGUUCGUAGUCAGUGAGGCUUACGCAUACCUUAUGGCUUUUUUGUUGAUGCUAUGUUUGUUUCUCGUCUUUUGUGUUGGAAGCGGAAUUGGUAUUUGGGGAAGAUAA
Messenger RNA from Dentiscutata erythropus, 1770 nucleotides. The record is from the annotation of a GenBank genome assembly. NCBI's taxonomy places the organism in Eukaryota, Fungi, Glomeromycota, Glomeromycetes, Diversisporales, Gigasporaceae.